Adineta ricciae is the source of this 1509-nucleotide messenger RNA. The record is from the annotation of a GenBank genome assembly. NCBI's taxonomy places the organism in Eukaryota, Metazoa, Rotifera, Eurotatoria, Adinetida, Adinetidae.
AUGUGUCUACAAACACUUUAUUACUAUUUAGCUUCAUCUAUCGGUCAAUACAUUUAUAACUACUAUUUGACUACUUACAACCCAUCAGCUGUUGGCUCAUUUCAAACGUUAGAAUCAGUGAGUGGAAUGACAACGUCACUGUCGUAUAAUAAGGAAUUUAAUCAAUGUAAACAUCGAUCCAGUUCGGCACCAGCUCAACAAUGGGCCCAACAACAAUCUUCAAAUUUAUUCUUCUAUCAAACUGUAGCCGCAAGUGCUCCAACAAUUGCGAUGACUUACAUCUUAGGAUUGUAUACACAUCAAUUGGGAAGGAAAUUUGUACUCAUUCUUACAAUGUUCGGGAAUGUCCUUCAAUACGUAAUUUGGUUGUUUACGAUACACUAUCGAUUGCCUGAUUAUUGGUGGUAUAUCGCUGCAUUUGUAUCUAGUUUAGUCGGCGGUGGUAACGUGUCUGGUUUUAUUCUGAACUUGAUCAUUACAGAUAGCACGGAAGAAUCCGAAAGAACAUCGAAAUUUCUUUACAUUGGUGUUGUAUGUACAGCCGUUGGUGCUUUUAUUUCACUCGUGAUCGGAUUCUGGAUUGAAUAUCGUGGUUUUAUCGAUCUCUACUGGACAGCAUUAUUUCUUCAGUUACUAACAAUAUUCAUUGUUUAUCGUUAUAUGAAAUCGGACUCGUUUGUACCUGUUCUGUCGAAUAAUUCCUCUCAUUAUAAGAAGAAGAUCGACAGUAAAUGUAGUCAGUUAAUAGAGAUAUGUACAGUAUUCACUCCACGUCAUACAUAUCGGUCAAGAAAACGAUCGCUUAGUUUGAUCAUUACGCUGAUAGCGUUUAUUUUUCAUAUUCUUGCAUCUUUAGCAUUCAGUGUGCCAUUCCUGUGGUUUCAACUCAACUAUCCAUUCUGUUGGUCAGCGAAAGAAAUCGGAUAUUACAAUACGGUAUCAUCAAUUAUUUGGUGCAUCGGUAGUGUUGUUGGUUUGAAGUUUUUAACUUAUACACGUUAUAGCGAUGCUGUUAUUUGUUGCAUAUCCCAUAUAUUUUUCGUUAUGUCAGCAUUAUGGACGUCUCAAGCGUACUAUAAUUGGCAAUUAUAUGCGGGGUUACUAAUAUCACCAUUUACAUCCUAUCAAGGAUCGUUGACAUACUCGAUCAUAUCAAAAUGGUUAGAACCCAGCGAAAUCAAUAGUGCUUAUACAUUCAUAACGGAGAUUAGUACAAUUUUAAAUGUGUUUGGUAAUUCGUUUUUUAAUUAUUUAUAUUCUGUUACAGUUAGUCGUUCGAGAAAUUUUCUAAUUCUUGUCGCAGCCGGUCUUGGAUUGAUUCCGUUAGUUUUGAACUGUUUCUUAUAUUUUGUAACAAAAAAUCUGCCUGACAAUAGUGAUAAUCGCAUCACUGAGUGUAAACCAAUUCUGAUACCUGAUCAUAUGCCAAUCCGAGUGCCUGUAGGAACAGAUACGAUUCUUUUGCCAGCCUCGACAGGGAGGAAAUUCGAUCUACAUCAGAUGAGUUGA